AUGCUUAAAUUAUGUAGGAUAAAUCCAAAUUUAUAAUCAGAUCAUGUAUGGAGAGAUGAUUUAGAAUUUUAUAUUCCUUAAAUAUGUAAUUAUUUUGUAUUCCACGAAGAAUUAAAUAAUCAAUAACUAAAAGAUUUUUUAAAAGAAUCAGGAAAAAUAAGCUAUUUUUUUGCCCAUAAUUUAUUUUUUUAUUUAAGGAGUAUAUCAUAAACCAUUGAAAAAUAAAAGAUUUAAGAUUUAAUAUUAGUAUGGGAUGUACUAGAAGAAUUCUAUACUAUAUUUAGUUAACAUUUUUAUUGCUAAUAAUUAAAUACAAAUCAUAUUAUUAAACAAUUAUAAAUAAAUAAAGUAAAUAUUUUCGAUGAAAAAACAUAAUUGUAAUAAUAAUAAUAAGAGUAAAAUUUAUAUGGAUCAAUGUAAACUGAAGAAGAAUAAAGUUUAAAUUUUAAAUAAAUAAAAAUGCAAAAUUAUAUAGAGUAAGAUAUUUUUGGUAUUACGAAUGAUAAUUUGAAAAAAGAAUAUAUGAAAGAUGGAUUUAUUAGCACUAUUUGUUUUUUUAAUGAUAUUAUUGAAAUUUCUAAUAUACUUAAAGAUGCUGACCCUAAAAUUAUUUCGUUAAUACACGAGUUGACAAAAAUAAAUUAAUAAUUACCAGCUAAUAUAUAUAUUCCUUUUUUAAAAAAAAGUAUAAGAAAUCAUGUAGUCUUAAAUAUUGUAACUAGUGAAUGUAAAGUGUUUUCUUCAAAAGAAAGAAGUCCUUACUAUAUUUGUUUAGAAAUUUUUAGACCUGAAGAAUUAUUCGAUUUAUCAAGUGAAUAAACCUAUAUUGAAGAAAAAAAUAAAAAUGGGAUUACUUAAUAAAUUAAAUGGUUAUAUGAUUAUAUUUUAUCUUUACCAAUAACUCUUGAAACUGGUGAUAAUAUAAAAUAAGAAUAAUUUGCAAUCUAACUUAUUUAAUAAUUCCAUUAAAUUUUUAAAAUGGAAGAUCUAAAUAUUAAAUUAACACCAUAUGAAAUUGUUUCAAUGGGACCUACAUCAGGAAUUAUAGAAAUGAUUAAAGAUUCUGUUACCUUGGCUGAUUUAAAGAAAAACAUAUACACUUAUUAUAAAGAAAUUUCUGAUUUAAAUAAUUUCUUUGAAGUAUUUUAUGGAGAUGAUUUAAAAAAAGCUUAAAAAAAUUUAAUUUCCUCAUUAGUAGGAUAUAGUUUAGUAUGUUAUUUUUUACAAAUUAAAGACAGACAUAAUGGAAACAUAUUAUUACAUAAAGAAGGUCACAUAAUACAUAUAGAUUUCGGUUUUUUUUUAUCAAAUGCUCCUGGUAAAGGUAUAGCAUUCGAAUAAAAUGUUCCUUUUAAACUCUUAUCAGAAUACAUUUAAAUUUUUGGAGGCGUAGAAAGUAAACUAUUCUAAAAAUUCAGAAAGCUUUUUUUCAAAGGAUUCUAAGCAGCAUGUAAACAUCAAGAUAAAAUCCUUAUUUUAGUUAAAAUGCUUUAUUCUGGACAUGGAACUACUCUGCCAUGUUUUUAAAAAGGAGAAUUAUGUAUAUAGGAGUUGGUUUAGAGAUUCAAUCCACCUAAUGUUACUAAUGAUGGGGAUUUAAGUAUUCAUUGCAAUAUGUUAAUAAAUUAAUCUUUGGAUAAUUGGAGAGCUAGAUGGUAUGAUAAAUGGUAAUACUUUUGUUAAGGAAUUUUUUAUUGA
Molecule: messenger RNA, 1698 nt
Organism: Ichthyophthirius multifiliis
Lineage: Eukaryota; Ciliophora; Oligohymenophorea; Hymenostomatida
Product: phosphatidylinositol 4-kinase, putative
Exons: 5
Biological process (GO): phosphatidylinositol-mediated signaling; phosphatidylinositol phosphate biosynthetic process
Cellular component (GO): cytoplasm; membrane
Molecular function (GO): 1-phosphatidylinositol 4-kinase activity
Source: RefSeq, a predicted model, not a curated record